AGCUGAUGGUCCCGUCGGGCCGGCUCUCCUCCGGCCCCGCGCGCGGCCGGCGCGCCCCAGCCAUGCAGUGUCCCGGGAGGCGGCGGGCAUGACGGCGACAGGAUGGGCGCGAACAAUGGCAAACAGUACGGCAGUGAGGGCAAAGGCAGCUCAAGCAUCUCAUCCGACGUGAGUUCAAGUACAGAUCACACGCCAACCAAAGCCCAGAAGAAUGUGGCUACCAGUGAAGACUCCGACCUGAGCAUGCGCACACUGAGCACGCCCAGCCCGGCCUUGAUAUGUCCCCCAGCCCUGCCAGGAUUCCAGAAUGGAAGGGGCUCGUCCACCUCGUCCUCGUCCAUCACGGGGGAGACGGUGGCCCUGGUGCACUCCCCGCCCCCGCCCCGCCUCACGCACCCGCUCAUCCGCCUGGCCUCCAGGCCCCCGAAGGAGCAGGCCAGCGUGGACCGGCUGCCCGACCACUGCCUGGUGCACGUCUUCUCCUUCCUGCCCACCAACCAGCUGUGCCGCUGCGCGCGCGUGUGCCGCCGCUGGUACAACCUGGCGUGGGACCCGCGCCUCUGGAGGACUAUCCGCCUGGCCGGGGACACGGUGCACGUGGACCGCGCGCUCAAGGUGCUGACCCGCAGGCUGUGCCAGGACACCCCCAACGUGUGCCUCAUGCUGGAGACCGUGGUGGUCAGCGGCUGCCGGCGCCUCACCGACCGCGGCCUCUACACCAUCGCCCAGUGCUGCCCCGAGCUGCGCUGCCUGGAGGUCUCCGGCUGUUACAACAUCUCCAACGAGGCCGUCUUUCACGUCGUGUCCCUCUGCCCCAACCUGGAACACCUCGACGUGUCGGGGUGCUCCAAGGUGACCUGCAUCAGCCUGACCCGGGAGGCCUCCAUUAAACUGUCCCCGCUGCACGGCAAACAGAUCUCCAUCCGCUACCUGGACAUGACGGACUGCUUCGUGCUGGAGGACGAGGGGCUGCACACGAUCGCGGCGCACUGCACGCAGCUCACGCACCUGUACCUGCGGCGCUGCGUGCGCCUCACCGACGAGGGCCUGCGCUACCUGAUGCUCUACUGCGCCGCCAUCAAGGAGCUGAGCGUCAGCGACUGCCGCUGCGUCAGCGACUUCGGCCUGCGCGAGAUCGCCAAGCUGGAGUCGCGCCUGCGCUACCUCAGCAUCGCCCACUGCAGCCGCGUCACCGACGUGGGCAUCCGCUACGUGGCCAAGUACUGCGGCAAGCUGCGCUACCUCAACGCCCGCGGCUGCGAGGGCCUCACGGACCACGGCGUCGAGGACCUGGCCAAGCACUGCCCCAAGCUCAAGUCGCUGGACCUGGGCAAGUGUCCCCUGGUGUCGGACACGGGCCUGGAGUGCCUGGCCCUCAACUGCUUCAAUCUCAAGCGCCUGAGCCUCAAGUCCUGCGAGAGCAUCACGGGCCAGGGGCUGCAGAUCGUGGCCGCCAACUGCUUCGACCUGCAGAUGCUCAACGUGCAGGACUGCGACGUGUCCGUGGAGGCGCUGCGCUUCGUGAAGCGCCACUGCCGGCGCUGCGCCAUCGAGCACACCAACCCCGCCUUCUUCUGAAGGGAG
Messenger RNA from Dipodomys spectabilis (banner-tailed kangaroo rat), 1584 nucleotides. It is a transcript of the gene Fbxl7, whose product is annotated as F-box and leucine rich repeat protein 7. The transcript is spliced from 4 exons. Lineage: Eukaryota; Metazoa; Chordata; Mammalia; Rodentia; Heteromyidae. Gene Ontology annotation, cellular component: SCF ubiquitin ligase complex. Bases 103 to 1578 code for a protein of 491 amino acids. Gene Ontology annotation, molecular function: protein binding. The record is from RefSeq and is a predicted model, not a curated record. Gene Ontology annotation, biological process: SCF-dependent proteasomal ubiquitin-dependent protein catabolic process.